Messenger RNA from Stereum hirsutum FP-91666 SS1, 3006 nucleotides. RefSeq lists its product as uncharacterized. The transcript has 10 exons. Bases 1 to 3006 code for a protein of 1001 amino acids. Gene Ontology annotation, cellular component: nuclear body. Gene Ontology annotation, biological process: mRNA processing; primary miRNA processing. Lineage: Eukaryota; Fungi; Basidiomycota; Agaricomycetes; Russulales; Stereaceae. The record is from RefSeq and is a predicted model, not a curated record.
AUGUCCUCUUGGUCUGGCUCUGGCUACCCUCCUCCUCGCCGCUCCCGGUCUCGUUCACCAUACCGCGGUGGUGGAGGCGGAGGUUCGUACCCCCCGAGGUCGGGUCCGGAUAGCUACGCGCCUGACCCUUACCGUGCAGAAUGGGACGCGUACGAGAGGGACAGAUGGAACUACGAGCGAGACAGAGCAGCCUAUGACUAUGGACGCAGAGGGCGAAGCCGCAGCCCAGGAGACGACGCUCGCAAACGGCGUCGUUCUCCUUCCCCGUACGACAGGGACAGGGAUCGGUUCGAUCCUCGCCCAAGAUACGCAGAUGAUUAUGACGCCCAUUCGAGAGGAUACGGAUACGGCUCAUCACCGCCCAGACGUAGUUACUCGGCCUCCACUCGAAGAGCGCCUCCCGAUCCCCAUACCUUUGAUUAUCCUUCCUCUUUGAAGCAAUAUGCCGAAUGGUUCCGUUACUAUUACCCUCAGCAAGCUGCUGAGGAAGACAACGCGGACAAGGCUGCUGAGCAGGAUGCUGGCGAUGGCAGCAGGCCACGUAACGGCAUUAGAACGCGUUGGGAGAAAUAUAAGAAAGAGUUCUCUGCAAACCAGCUCCAAUCAAUGUUCGAACAUCACAAGAAGUCGCCUUGGUUCGCUGAAAAGUACGACCCCUCUCCAGAAUACGUCAACUUACGCAAACGUGUGAGGAAGGAGGGGUGGAAAGGACGUCUCAACGCCUUCCUCUUCGAUCUCGAGUCUGGGCGGUUCGACCCUGAUUUCCAGGAGCACACACCCGCAGAAGCACCCCCUUCCCCAGUGAAGGAGAACGCGACCGUGAAAAAGGAUGACACCUCGAAGAAGGAGGAGAAGGAAGUCAAGCCGGAGGACGCUGAUUCUGAUAUGGCUCCUGCUGUGCCUGUUGCUGACGACUCGAUGAAGAUGGAGGAAGAGGUUAACCUGGGAAAUGAUGAUGAGGGUGACGAGAAUGAUGGUGGCAAGUCUAAUGGCAGGGCCCGGCAGGAUGGCAGAGAGAAGAAUCGUGGCGAGGAGAUUUCCGUACAUUCGGAGGGACAUCAAGUCAUGAUCCGCACCAUCCCACCCGAUAUCGGCCGGGUCAAGCUGGAAACCGUCGGUGCUCUUGACAGGCUCCCGGGAUAUGUCUACCUCGCUCUUGGAGACCCUCUGCAGAAGAGGAAUUACUACCGGGCUGGAUGGCUCAAAUUCCGUGAGGACACCGACAUGACCGCGGUCAUGAGCGAGCUAAACGAUAAGAAGAUUGACGGUUUCAAGCUCCAUGUCCUUCACAAUACCCAUCCUUUCAAAAACCGCGUUCGCCACGCUCCGGAAGUCGCCAGUAAACCGGACCGUCUUGAGAAGGACCUCGUCAAUGCUAAGGCCCUUGCUCACAUCUUGGAGGAAGAAUAUUACGAGCUUCGCAAGACAAGGAUCCCUCCUUUCGUCCCUCCGAAGGAGAAGACCGACACUGAGGGCGCAGGCGAGAACGGUGAGGCCAACGUAGAGCCUCCUUCCCCGUCGCAAGAUGUCGCAAUGCCUGACGUCAAUGGUGAGGUGGAGGAGGACCCUGAGGAUCCCGAGCCGAAGAUGCGGGGCACCGAGGCAGUAGAGAAGAGGAUUGAGAAGGUCAUACAGGAGUUGCAAGAGUCUGGGACUGUCGAUGUCAACGACGAGGUGGAGUUUGGUAUUAAGAAGACGACUAUUGCGCUUGAUCUGUAUUUGGCAUAUCUUCGUGCGGCGUUCCACGCAUGCUAUUACUGCGCGAUUGUUACCGAUCAUCUGGAGGAACUUCAGAGGAAAUGUAUUAUGCAUGCUCGAAAGCCGUUGACGAAGGCUAUGAAGGAAGAUAUCACGAAAGCUGCUAGUGCUGGUGAUAGCGGGAAGGUUAACGAUGUCAAGGACGAGGACUCGAAGGAAGAGGAAGUCAAGCAAGAGGAAGAAAAGGAGGGCGAACAAAAUGGCGGCGAGAAGGCCGAGAAGGACGACCAGGAGAGGGACAAGGACAGUAAGAGGGAUGUGACGUUGAAGGAGAGGACGGGAGAUGUCAGUAGGGACUGGAGGAGAAACGAUGAUCGUUGGCUUGACUGGUUGGAUUCCAAGGUUGCGCUCCUGAUUGACAGGAACGGAGUGGACCCUCGAGCGUACGGCGGUAAAAGCUACGACGAAGCCUUGAGCAAAGCCGUCGAGCCUCAUAUCAAGCAGGAGGACGAGGGCAAAUAUCGUUGCAAGGAAUGCGGGAAGCUCUUCAAGGCCACUGCAUUCGUCGAGAAACAUAUCGCGAACAAACAUGGUGAGGUCAUCAAGGAUCUGGACCUGGAUAUCAACUACUUCAACAACUUCGCCCUCGACCCGCACCACAUCCAACCGUUCACGCACCCUCCCUCUACGACGAACCCUGGUGGGAACCAAGCACCCCCUCCACAAGCCUAUGGCCACCAAGCCGUUCCAGGCAGCCACAUCAGCGACUACGGUCGAGGUAACGCUCCCAGUGUCGCCGGUGGCGGGUAUUACAGCUCGUACUACCCUCCACCACCACCACCUUACGCGAAUGGAGGCUACUGGGACCCGUACGCUUAUCCUUACGGUCCUCCAAGCUACGCGAUGCCCCCACCACCCCGUCGCGGCGACGAAGGCGUCCACCAUCGACGACUGAGUGACCGCAUCAGUGGGUAUGCGCCUGGCUACGACGGACACUCUCAUGGUCAUGGCUCCAUGGACCUUGGUGGUCUGCCGAGCACGUUGCCUCCGUCUGCUGGUUUACCUGCGAAACCGGCGGGAUUGGACCAGGCGUUACCGGACGAUGGAGGGAGGAGGAACGGAAGGAAGAGGGGUGGAGGAGGUGGAGGUGGGGGCGCCGGUGGGGGCGGGAGAGGUUCGGAUGUGGGUGGGGUUAUGCCGCCUCCGCCGCCGGAUGCGAAGGAGGACCCGAGGGCUGCGGCGGGGAAGAAGGUCAGCUAUCAUGAUAUGGAUCUGGUCGCGGAGGGGGAUGUGGAGUUGCAGUAUUGA